Messenger RNA from Oppia nitens, 900 nucleotides. RefSeq names its product elongation of very long chain fatty acids protein 7-like. The transcript has 3 exons. Gene Ontology annotation, cellular component: endoplasmic reticulum membrane. The coding region runs from base 1 to 900 and encodes 299 amino acids. The record is from RefSeq and is a predicted model, not a curated record. Gene Ontology annotation, molecular function: fatty acid elongase activity. Gene Ontology annotation, biological process: fatty acid elongation, polyunsaturated fatty acid; sphingolipid biosynthetic process; fatty acid elongation, monounsaturated fatty acid. Lineage: Eukaryota; Metazoa; Arthropoda; Arachnida; Sarcoptiformes; Oppiidae.
AUGUUGCGGAAUAUAUCUAAUUAUUCAUCAAUUGCACCGGUAAAUCAAACUACCGGUGCAUAUUAUAUCAAGACAAAUAGAUUAUCGUAUUAUUUAUUAGAUUUUUGGGAUGACAUUGGUGAUCCAAGAACCCGACACUUACCACUAUUAACAAAUGGACCAUGGACACUGUGCGCCAUUAUGCUAAGCUAUCUGAUUUUUACCCGACACAUUGGACCGGCAUUGAUGAAGCACAGGGAUCCCUAUACACUGAGACAUACCAUGUUAUUAUACAAUACAGUAUUGGUUGUGUGCAAUGUUUACUUUUUUAUCGAAGCACUGGUAUGCAUAGGAUUUGGCCGAGAUUUGCUGGACUUUCAGUUUCCCAGUAAAUAUGAUACGAGUCCCCGAGCCAUGCGUAUGCUAUACUCGGGUUAUGCCUACUUUUUGACCAAAUUCCUCGAUCUGUUUGAUACCGUUUUCUUUGUGCUCAGAAAAAAAUACUCUCAGAUAACAAUAUUGCACCUGUAUCAUCAUACCAUUGUACCAAUGUUGGGUUGGAUGGCCAUGAAAAUAUCACCGACAGCAGCACCGAUAGGCUUGUUUGCAAUUGCCAAUUCAUUUGUCCACACCGUUAUGUAUACCUACUAUGCACUGUCGGCACUGGGACCCAGUGUACGACCCUAUCUAUGGUGGAAAAAAUACCUAACAAUACUACAAUUGUGUCAGUUUGUAAUCUACGGUGUCUACUAUACAGUGUUUCUAUUUGCACAGUCAGGCUAUCCGGCCAUCUAUAUGUCCAUUGGUUUUAUUCAGCCGUUUAUAUUUUUCUAUAUGUUUUGGCAAUUUUUUCACUACUCCUACAAUGGUAGAGGUAAUAAUAAUAAGCAUAAUAGCACCGGUAGUAAAAAACAAUCAUAA